This is a messenger RNA of Leishmania major strain Friedlin, 2772 nucleotides long. RefSeq lists its product as hypothetical. Gene Ontology annotation, molecular function: protein binding; zinc ion binding. The transcript has a single exon. Bases 1 to 2772 code for a protein of 923 amino acids. The record is from RefSeq and is a predicted model, not a curated record. NCBI's taxonomy places the organism in Eukaryota, Euglenozoa, Kinetoplastea, Trypanosomatida, Trypanosomatidae.
AUGCGAGACUCGUGUCGAGCGCGCACGCCGUCUCCGUCGCACCUCGUACCGCGGGACUGCGAAGGUGCCUCCAGUAACACCUGUGGCAGCGGUGGCGGUGACCCCACUGUGCGACCGAACUCGACUACAGCGCGUCCGCGACAACGUCCGCGCCACCACCAGCAGGGCCCUCGCAGGGGGUGCCACUUCACAGACACACCGGAGAGUAGCGGCAAGAGCAGCAGCUCGAGCCGUGGCAGCGUCGGCGGCUGCGUCGUGUCGACGUGGAUGAAUGCGCCUCCGAAUGUGGUGGGCGGUGUUGAGAGGAUGGCGAACAACUCACACCAGAGCUCGCCGUCGUCGUGUGCGGCCGCGGCGGUGAAUCGCCCGCCUGGGACCUCCACAUCUCCGACCACGCAGCACAAGCAGCGGGAGGCGGCUGCGCGUCCGACGAGUAGAGCUGCCCCGACCUUGCUGGCCGCGGCCGUCGCGUUCGGCCCAUCGGCGUGCAUGGUGGCAAGCGGUGUCGCUGUUUCAGGAACGCAACGUAGCGACCACAAUCCCACUGACACUGCAGCAAGGGUAGCGCAGAUGCCAGUGCCGGGCGCAUCCAGCGCGGCUGCAACACCGCAACACGACUGCCCAUUGCGUGAUUCGUCGGGGUAUCCUCGGGGGUCAUCCCCAACCUCCCUUCGCCUUCACGCGACUGCCUCAACAGCUGCCGGCACCGCCACCUGCGGCAACCUCGCUGAUGCGCAGCGCCGCCGCAGGCUCAAGCCACCGCCAAUCAUGAGCGACAUUGCCAGUGCCUCGGGUCGUCGCUCGUGCUCGUGCCCCAGCACUCGCAGUGCCACGGCGAUAGAGGCCACCAUCGCGUCCUCUCCACUUGCGACCUACACGGUUGUGGCAGCAAGCCCGAGAGCGGCAGCGGCAGUGACGCACCCGGCUCGCACACUUCGAAGCGCCGGCAGCCUGUCGAGCCCAAGCAAUAUGCUACCACAGGGGCCCGUGUCGCCCCCUAACCCCGACUUCAAGCCUCUUGGGCUGUGGGGCACCUCACCUGCCUCCGCCGCCGCUUCAACUUCAGCGACCACUCUAGAGCUGGAGGCGUCAAGGGCAACAGCGAGCGGCGCAGAUGUCGGCAGCCUCCUCACGCACGAGAUGGACGGCGGUGUGGUCAUCGUAGACCCUCACCAGGCACCGGACGAUCUCGUCUGCGGUGUGUGUAUGUCUGUGUGCCGGCAACCGACAGCAGCGGCGUGCGGGCAUCUUUUCUGCCGUCGCUGCCUUCAAUCGUGGAUGCAGGAAAACCGGGCUGCAACAUGCCCGCUGGACCGAACCCCGAUCCGGGUGGAGCUGCUGCACACCGACGCCCGCGCGCAGCGGCAGAUCAACGCGCUGCAAUGCCGCUGCCCCGCCUCGCUCUCUCGGGCAUCGCAGUGGGCGUUGCGGCAACUCGGGUCGGCGAGUCAUGUGCUAGGCGACAGGACAGGGGAGGACGAGGCGGACAAGGAUGACGCGAGGGGCGAUGGACGCGCACAACUUGAGCAUCCGCGAUGUACGUGGGCUGGAUGCGUGUCGGACGCUGCAGCACAUUUGCGGCAGUGCCCGUACAUCAUAAUCGAGUGCCCGUUUGCCAAGCACGGCUGCUCGGCGGAGAUGCCACGGGCAGAUAUGGCGGGACACGUGAAAAAUGGCGUGGCGGACCACCUGCUGCUUGUCUCGCAGGCCCUCGACGCGUCCACGGAGCAGUGCCGGGUCUUGCAGGGGGAGGUGGAGGUGCUGCGGCAACGCUGCCCCAUGCGUUAUCCCGUCGCCCUCCCCGAUGUGCCCACAGGCGGGCCAGCCGGAAUUUCGGAGCCGGCGGUGUCGAUGUACUCGUUAUCUUUGCAUGGAGCGGAUGUGCCCACAGCGGCGCUGGCACCGGCUCUCGUCAUCGCCGGCGGCGGCAGCAGCCGCGGUGCAACUCCCAUCGCGAUAACGGCGUUCCCAGAGGAAGUAUCGCCGGAGAGCGGCUCCCCGACUCGAGUGGUGGGGCCGUUUGGCCGCGGCGCAUCCGCCGCCGUCGACUACCCGUUCCCUGUCUUCUCGCAGUCGCAGCCGCCGUAUCCACAUCCGCACCACGGUUCAUCGACGAUAGCCACGCAGGCCAACGUGCGUCGGCGCGCAGCUACCGACGAUAUGUUGCUUGUCGCCGCCCACCGCGUGCCCAGCGGACACGAUGCCACAAUGCCGAUGCCGGCGGACACGACGGCGCUGCGCACUUCAUCUCCGCUGCAUUUUGGCGCACCACCGGCCUCCGUGUCCGUCGCCAACACGGCAGCGGCAGCGCCGACCUUCGCCCUUCCUGCCGGCGCAGCAGCGCUCAUCCCUGCCCAAGCUGCUAGCGCUCUUCCGCGUGCGGCGCCGGUGGUGGGUAGCGGCCACUGCGUGGAUCGGUUUGUUUGGGUCAUCACCGACAUGGCGUCGCGACAGGCGCCGUGCUACAGCCGCUCCUUUACCUCGCACGGCCUGCCAUGGUAUGUGGGCAUGGACACCACCGCCUCAUGGGAGCAGUGUGGAGUAUACCUCUUCACCGAGGGUCACGAGCACCGUGUGGACUUCCGCGUGAUCCUGUACCACGAGGACCCGGCACGUGACGUUGUGCACGUCGUGCGGGACUGGCAGGAGGACUACAUUGGAAAAGGCUGGGGCCCACUGCGCUUCAUCAACCGUUUCACGCUAGAGCAAGACGGCUUCCUCGUGAGCGGCUGCCUGCGCGUGGGGAUCGAGGUGGUGAGUGGACCGUACUGA